Molecule: messenger RNA, 2131 nt
Organism: Musa acuminata AAA Group (dessert banana)
Lineage: Eukaryota; Viridiplantae; Streptophyta; Magnoliopsida; Zingiberales; Musaceae
Product: inositol phosphorylceramide glucuronosyltransferase 1-like
Exons: 11
Coding region: 181-1824 (547 amino acids)
Molecular function (GO): glycosyltransferase activity
Source: RefSeq, a predicted model, not a curated record
AGGGGCGGCCUUCGGACUUUUGUCUCCUCCUCUCUUUAAUUGAGAGAAGGGGGAAAAGGGAAGAGGAAAAAGAGAACUCCACAAACUUGGUUUUCUUCUCGAUCGAUCGAAACCACCGCCUCUUCCCCGUCAACGGAGGCCGCCGCUGCACCCCUCGCCUCGUCUUCGGUGCCUGGAAGGAUGGGGUCGCCUGUGGCAAGAUUAGGGUUCUUGGCGAUGGUUUUGCUGGUUCUCGGAGCUACGGGUUGCGGGAGGGCCAAAACCGAGGACGCCUACGUCACCCUGCUCUACGGCGACGAGUUCCUCCUCGGCGUUCGUGUUCUUGGGAAGUCGAUUCGUGACACCGGGUCCACCAAGGACAUGGUCGUCCUCGUUUCGGAUGGCGUCUCCGACUAUGCCAUGAAGCUUCUUCAUGCUGAUGGUUGGAUUGUCGAGCAUAUAAGUUUAUUGGCUAAUCCAAAUCAUGUGCGGCCAACAAGGUUCUGGGGAGUGUACACGAAACUGAAGAUAUUCAAUAUGACAAACUAUAGAAAAGUUGUAUAUCUUGAUGCUGAUACAAUUGUCAUAAAGAGUAUUGAGGAUCUAUUCAAGUGUGGAAAAUUCUGUGCAAACUUGAAACACUCUGAAAGAUUGAACUCUGGGGUGAUGGUUGUGGAGCCUUCUGAAUCCACUUUCAAAGAUAUGAUGAGCCAAGUGAACUCUUUAUAUUCUUACACUGGAGGAGAUCAAGGAUUUCUGAAUUCAUAUUAUUCUGACUUCCCCAAUGCCCAUGUUUUCGAGCCAGAUUUGUCUUCAGAUGCCAAGAACUCUAUUCCUGUGCCUGAAAUGCAACGACUUUCUACUCUAUAUAAUGCAGAUGUUGGUCUUUACAUGCUAGCCAAUAAGUGGAUGGUUGAUGAGAAAGAACUCAGAGUUAUUCAUUACACCCUGGGCCCCCUUAAACCUUGGGAUUGGUGGACAGCUUGGCUUCUAAAACCAGUGGACGUAUGGCAGAAUGUUCGGAAACAACUUGGAGAUUCUCUUCCUGGAACUGGCGGAGGAAGAAACCCUAAUGACCAGCUGUUGGUUAAAUUUUUAUUUGCUUUUCCUGUUUUCUUGCUGAUUUUCUGUUACUAUCGAUCCUUUCUUCAGAUAAACAAGGAUUUCGCCACCAUAUUUUCUCGAAGUUCCUUAUGUGAUUAUGCAAGGCGAAUCUACUACCGAUACAGAUCUGGAGGCAUUCCUGCAUAUUCUGGUGUUGGAGUUGCUUCAUCUUCUUUUGUCAAUUCGAGUCAACAGUUUUCAACCGGUGCACAUUCCAAGCUGCCUGCUCAUUUGGGUGCAAUCUCUGUUUUUAUCUGCUUUGUGGCUGCUGCGCUAUCUCUUGGUCUUUCAUUUAUAUUGGUUCCUCAUCAAGUAAUGCCAUGGACAGGCUUACUGCUGAUGUACGAGUGGACUUUUGUGACUUUUUUCAUAAUAUUUGGGAGUUAUCUAAAUUUUAUAUAUCAAUGGGGAAAGUCGACAGGGAAUCAAACUAAUCAUAAUCGCUUUGAUUCUUCCGAUUAUGACUCUGGAAAAGGCUCUCAACGCAGUUCAUCUAGCUGUGACAUAGUGCCAUGGUUCUAUUGGCUAGGGAUGGCAUUUCUCGCUGUCAUUGUUCCUUCAAUGCCAUGCCUUUUGGGGAUUACUGCUCUUUUUGCAAGGUUGGGUUUGAUGGUCGGCGGUGGUCUUAUAUUGGCUGCGUUCGUGACAUUUUCCUCGGAGCAUCUUGCUAUUAGAGCCUUUACUAAAGGCUGCGAAGAUCGUCAUCAGCCAAGAGCUAGAAACAUAUGCUUAUUAUGUUAAUGAGCACAUCGAGUAGCUUGGUUAAAGUAAUGCUUGUUGUAUCCAUGUAUCAUAAUUCAAUUUGGAGUUCUGGAAGGUCCUCAAUCAUUCAUCGCUGUAGUCCGUAGCAUCCGAUGUGCUUGUUGCAUGCGUGGGGCUUUCUGUACUCUGCACCGAGAGCAAACAUCCAAUCCAGUUUUUGGAAGUAUCAGAGCAGUACAGGGGUGGGGAUGCCAAAAAUGACCGAGACGGAUGAUGUCCAAGCUUCACGAAGACUCUUGUGUUGUACUAUUCAACAGCAACAUUAUGUGAGCUUAUUCUCGCCCAA